CUUGAGGAACAUUUAAACGCUCUUAAUUAUUUCAUGAUAUUGCGGUGCAUUUGAAGAGCACUGAUGUCACCAUUCCUGCACACUCUCGUUACACAGGAAACCUGGAAGAGGUCAGUAUUUUUUAUGUUAACUUUUAUUUUCUAUGUUGUAAUAAUAGAGUUAAAUUUGGAAGUGGAGGAAACAAGAGGAAGAAACAGUUUUGUCUAUACAGCCAUUACACUCUCCUGAAUCUAAAUUAAAAUUUACUUUUCCUUACUCGAUUAGAAUUUAUCUCUAGGAAAACAUCUCCUUUUGGUGUCACUGAAGUGAUCAAGUUGUACAUGACCGGUUUCAAAUUGUACCUGGAUUCAGUUUAGUAGAAAAAUGCUUCCCUGGGCGGGGACUCGGAGCCCAUCUGCACAAAUCCAUACGUUUUUUAACCGCUAAAGUGACCUUACUCAGGCAAGUAAGGUAAAACAAUUUUGAAGGCCUGUAUUGAUGCAGAUAUCUGAUGGUUAAGCCUGUCUAAUUAAUGAUUUGUGUUAAGGUUCUAGAUGAUAUAUUCGUAGCAUGUGACUACGUGUUCAUGUAAUGACAUAUGGCUGGUAAUGUGAACUUGGUUUAAAUCCGUCACGUAACCCUGACCGCUUCGCUUCUGCCUAACAGACACAAUUCUGGUCAUAAAACCCGCCCUACUGGUGACGUCAAAGUAAGUUGUGUUGACAGCUAAGCUAAUGCAGCUAGUCCGAUGUGAGGCAGGCUAAGAUGGAGUGCUACUGACCUACCCGUCAGCGUCUCCGGUGUUUUUUUUUUUGCUCGUCUGUUUUCUUUCACUCCGGCGGUGUCCAGUGUUAGAAAUGCAGGACAGGUACAGCGAGAUCGGCUUCGUGCAGCAAAUCCUCGGUUUGAAUUUGGUGCCGAGAAAAAAUGGCACACUACGAGGCAACGACACUUCUCUGAGCGACUUCUCAGAAAUGUGGUAUGGAGUGUUUCUGUGGGCCACUGUCUCUUCUCUGGUCUUCCACCUGCCUGCAGCUCUGCUCUCCAUCGCCACAUUGCGUCAGCACAAGAUGGCUCGCUUCAUGCCCAUCGCCAUCCUGCUCAUGGGCAUCUUAGGACCAGUGUGUGGGGGUGUCCUCACCAGUGCAGCCAUAGCAGGUGUGUACAAGGCGGCGGGGAAGACGAUGAUCUCACUGGAGGCUCUUGUCUUUGGGGUUGGACAGUCCUUUUGUGUCCUCAUCAUAUCCUUCCUCAGAGUACUUGCCACUCUUUAGCAGUACGGAGGCCCACCUGGCUGGACACCAGUGACACCAUCUCUUGACAGGAUGUCAUUUUAACACUGCACAGAAAUGAGAUCCUGUCAGAUCCUGGGUCACGUAAAUCAGCCAAAUGUGGGUCAUGAUGUCACCUCCUACUGAUGGACUAGGACCACAAUGGAUUUUUAUCCCACGAGCCACAAAAAAAACGAGCAGUGUGUUCAAUCAAAGUGUGUGUUGUGCAGGACUAAGCCCUCCAGCGAGAUGUGAUGUUACUGUUGGACAUCAAAAUACAGCAUCACCCUACACUAGAGCAGUGGUUUCCACACUGUUUGGGUUGCAGUCACCAGGAAUAAUCAUGCUGUAAGUCUCAGAGUCUCACACAGCCAAUAUUCACAUGGCAAAGGUGACCGAGCACUGACUCACAUGCACAGGUUCUCACAAACUAGAUAACAACAAUAUUUAUAACGCUGAUUUUUGUGGUACAAAUCAUGUUAACUCUACAGGUGACUCCCAAAAAUUGUCUUGUGACCCACAGUUUGUAAAUCAUUGUUCAUUUGAAUAUGCACUUUUUUCCCCCUUUUUUUUCUUCCCUGUAUGAUGUGAAGGCAGCACGAUGCUGUUCUUCACUCACAUCAGGACGACACUGACCUCUCUCAGGAGCUGUGUGUGUGUCUGUGUGUGUACUAGGACAGGUUGGGAAUGUAAGGACAUGAGUGUCCUGUCCUCACAGAUAAACAAAUAGUACUUGUGUCUUUCUUAGCGUGCUUAUUUUAGGACUUACAUUUUAACACUGACAUGUUUGUUCAGGAUUCAGGACAUAGUUUGAUCAGUGCUGACUGACAGAUGGGUGUUCAUAAAGAUGCCUGAACACGUUUUUCUUCAGUGGCAGCAACUCUACUUAUUCUACAUCUAAUGCAAACUAUAUUUCUGUCUGAAAUGAUGUCUCACUGCUAAUUACCUCCACUAAGACGCUAUGAAUUUCCUGCAUUUGAUCAGCAUAACUAAUUUACAUAUACAAAUAAUGAGAUUUUUGUUAUGAAAUAGAAACUGAGUGGCACUGAGGUUUCGCAGUCCCAGAGUCCUUGCUUUCUUUCCUUGUGUCCCCGCUGGCAGCCAUGUUUUUCAUUAAGGGUGUGUCUUUGUGUCUCAGGCUGGUUCUCAGAGAAAUGGCUGACGAUGUGUUGGUCAUUACCUCAUAUAAUCGCACUUCAAAAAACCUUAACUAUUCAGUUGAGGUUGGGGAUAAGGGUUGGGUUGGUUUUGGUUUGAUUUUCCAAAUGAAUGCUAUGCUAUGCAAGUUUCUGGCUUUCCCCUCCGAGGCCUUACUCUCUGUUUUCUGACUUCAGGGCUUUCCUCUCGACUGCUGCUCUUUGCUUCUUCCUCAUCGCUUUUGUUCUAAAUCUAUUCCUGUUCACCUGCCAGCAACGUGUUACUGCUAAUUAAAAUGCUCACCUUCUCAGUUAAAUUGUUGUAAAUGGGAGGCAGCUGCAGCCUGGAGAACGUCUCCACAGUUUCUCCACUCAUCAGUUUUUAUUAGUUUACUUGUGAAUGAAUCAUGGGUUUGAACUUUACAUCCCCAGACAGAUGGGAUUUUAUCUUUUCUUCUAUCUUUGAUCUAUGUUAGAUUUUCCAGGUGUAUAACUAUGUGACAUUGAUGUGAUGCAUUUAAAGAAAAUGUGUAUGUAUAUAUAUUUCUGACCAAAUAUAGAUGGCUUUUUGAUUAUUA
Molecule: messenger RNA, 2964 nt
Organism: Solea solea (common sole)
Lineage: Eukaryota; Metazoa; Chordata; Actinopteri; Pleuronectiformes; Soleidae
Gene: tmem170a
Product: transmembrane protein 170A
Exons: 3
Coding region: 837-1253 (138 amino acids)
Biological process (GO): endoplasmic reticulum tubular network organization
Cellular component (GO): endoplasmic reticulum membrane
Source: RefSeq, a predicted model, not a curated record